This is a messenger RNA of Cheilinus undulatus (humphead wrasse), 2482 nucleotides long. Its product is annotated as Golgi reassembly-stacking protein 2-like. Gene Ontology annotation, cellular component: Golgi apparatus. Gene Ontology annotation, biological process: Golgi organization. Lineage: Eukaryota; Metazoa; Chordata; Actinopteri; Labriformes; Labridae. Gene Ontology annotation, molecular function: protein binding. The record is from RefSeq and is a predicted model, not a curated record. Bases 132 to 1460 code for a protein of 442 amino acids. The transcript has 10 exons.
AACGGCGCAUGCGCACCACCCUGCUACUCGUUUGGCGACGUGUACCGGGUCUGUGGAAGAGUUCAGGUAAAUCACCUCCGCCGGGCAAUAAGCUGCCAUUAAAACCUAAAAAGCCUUAAACUGGGAGAGACAUGGGAGGAGCACAGAGCGUGGAGAUACCGGGCGGAGGGUCAGAGGGCUACCACGUCCUCCGGGUUCAGGAGAACUCACCUGGACACCGUGCAGGACUAGAGCCUUUCUUUGACUUCAUCGUCUCCAUAAACAACACCAGACUGAACAAAGACAAUGACACCCUGAAAGACCUGCUGAAAGCCAGCGUGGAGAAACCAGUUAAGAUGCUGGUUUACUCCUCAAAGACCCUGGAGCUGCGAGAGUCCACAGUCACCCCCAGUAACCUGUGGGGGGGUCAGGGCUUGCUCGGCGUCUCCAUUCGUUUCUGCAGCUUUGAGGGAGCCAAUGAGAAUGUUUGGCAUGUGCUGGAAGUGGAGCCUAAUUCCCCAGCUGCUUUGGCUGGCUUGCGGCCACACACAGACUACAUCAUUGGAGCCGACACUGUUAUGAAUGAGUCAGAGGAUCUGUUCUCUCUGAUAGAGAGCCAUGAGGGGAAAGGCCUGAAACUCUACGUCUACAACACAGACACCGAUAACUGCAGAGAAGUGAUCAUCACACCGAACAGUGCGUGGGGAGGAGAGGGCAGCCUUGGAUGUGGGAUUGGAUAUGGAUACCUCCACAGGAUUCCCACCAGGCCUUUUGAGGAGGGCAAGAAGAUCAGCUUCCCCGGAAACUCUCCCAGUGAGCCCAUCAGUCCACUGAAGGAUGGUUUCACUGAGGUCCAGCUGUCGGCAGUGACCCCUCCUCCAACAGCACCAGCUGUCUCCACUGGCCUCGAGGAUUCACUGACAGGCCUGUCAAUCAGCACAGCCCCGCCUACCAUGCCCAGUGAGCUGCAGACAGGUCUGCCCACAGUCCCCCUGCUCCCCUCUUCCAGUAGCCCCUCUCUCAGCCCGCUCACUCCUCUGAAUCCUGCCACCACCACCUUCAACCCCUCCACCACACUACCAGGCCUGAUGCCUCUCCCAGCUGGUUUACCGCCGCUCCCUAACCUGCCCAACCUCAACCUGCCGCUCCCAGACCUCAGCGCUGUGUCAUUAUCAGGCAGCACUUUACCGCCACCUGUAGGAACCACAGUCCCCUCUCUAGCGCCCCUCCCACCCCUAAACAUCCCCGGUCUGGCCCCAUUACCCCCUCUACCCACUGUGCUGCCCUCCCAGCUGCCCCCUCUCCUCCCUCAGGGGAUAGCGCCCAUCCUCCCCAUCUCCACCUCCGCUCCUGCGGCCUCGGUCACCGUCACAGCAGCGCCUGUACCAGAGCCUGCCUCCGACCCCGCAGCCCCCACAGAAACGGCACCCACAAACGAAACCGAAACAGCGGCUCCCACGGAAACAUCUGUAUCGUCGUAACCUAGGAGACAACAUCCAGCUCAACAUCAAACCAAAACACACCCCGGUUUUCUCUCUUUCUCCCUCCUGUCUGUCUUUCUCUCUGUUUUUCUAUUUAUUUGGCUGAGAGGGACAGACAGCUGCAUUAGUUCACACAGAAAGGUCAGAGUGCUCCAGAGGAAGCUCGUGUGGAGCGAUGAAGACCAGAGGGCGGAUGUAGACAGCUCUUAGCAGCAUGUUACUGUCAGAUCAUCAUGGAGCGAUGUAAGCUACUGUGAGGAGAGAAGACGAGUUAGACGCUUCAGUUUGUGGUUUGGCUUUUCUCUUCUGCAGUCUCUAAACAGCAAAAACUGUCAGGAUUUUCCUCUUUACUCAUCAUUUAUCCUCUCUGUUUCACAUGGUUAUUUUGGAUUUUUUAUAUAAACUGUAUAUUGUCAGGGCUGGUCAUAAAUCCUUUAUAAACAAAAUAGAAUAGCUUCAAGUUCAGCCAAUGGGACAGAGGUAUAAGACUGGGCCUUAAGGGGAAAUAAAAUAUGAAGCACUGCUGUAUUAAAAACAUAAUAAAGAUAAAUCUAAAUCCAUGUUAUAGAUUCUUUCUUUUUGUCCAGCCCUAACAUGUAAUCUCUUACUAGUUUAUAGACCCCUGAUCAAUAGAUUAAUUUCUGUGUUAAUUUUGUUCAGAUUACCUUAUAAAAGUCUCCACCCGUUGAAUGAAUCUGCAUUAUUUUGCACCACCUUUUGUGUUUGUUGAAAUAAUUAGUCUGUCCCUUUUGUUGGUCCUUUUUGAAGCAGAAAUUUGCCGUCUGUCUCCAGAACUCAGAGGUGUUUCAGUUUGGAGGCCGUGCCAGUGGAGACAGACGAUUAAAGACACGAGAGCUACUGAAUGAAGUGUAAAUUAGUUUGGAAAUGCACAGUUUGUCUCCUCCUGGCACGACUGAAGUGAUAUUGUAAUGAUGCAGUUCCACCACAAGGUGUCACUGUAACAGAGGUUUCUGAAAACGAACAGUACGCACAGUGUGAGCAAUAAAGCCAAAUUAAUUUUA